UAUUUAAAUAUGGCGCUGCCCUUGGUGCAAUGUUAUUAGUUAACCUUGCGUAUUUAGAGUUUAUCUAAAUCUUAUUAUGCAAUAACAAUGUUCCUAAUAUCUCAUAAAACAUAAAAUAUGUAAUUUAUUUCAUCAACAUGAUUUAGUUGUACCGAUUGUACAGUAGGAAAUAAGUUGAGUGCAAGUGUAAGUGUAUAGAAUCAACCACUAUAAGAAAAUAUUAAUUUAUUAAAAUGUCUAUAUUGAGAACAGUGAUAUUUAAGCCUUGUUUUAAUCACACACAGACACCAAGGAAUUCAUUGUUAACAUUCUUAAUAAGACAAAGAUAUAAAUUACUUGAUAUACCAAAAAGAAAAUUUAAUUCUAAUGUAAAGGAAUACGUAACUGGCAAUAGUACCAAAUUAAAAACUCUUCCAUCUAUCAUAAAAUUUGGGUUUGGUGCUGUAAGCGUAAUAGCUACAUGUAUAGUAAAAUCAAAUAGUACAAUCAUAGAAUGCAGAGCACUUAAAGCGCUUCCAAGAGAUAUAGGAGAUGACACGGAUUUGCAGUUCAACUGGAAAAAGUUUUUGCAAUAUCUACGUCCAUAUCUGUGGCAGUUGUUAAUAGCUUUAUCAAGUGCACUAGCAGUAGCUCUAUUAAACAUUUGGAUCCCACAGUAUGUGGGCAGCGUGAUAAAUGUUUUAACACGAGUCUGUCAAAAUACUGGAAAUGUGAGUGAAAAAAAUUUGCUUUUGGAACUUGCACAGCCUGCAUUUGCAUUGGCACGUAUGUAUAUUGCACAAGCAUUCUUCACAUUUAUAUACAUAUAUACACUUUCUCAUGUGGGUGAAAAGAUAGCAAUGCACUUGCGACAAGAUUUAUUUAAAUCAAUUAUUAUGCAAGAUAUCACUUUCUUUGAUAAAAAUCGCAGUGGUGAAAUAGUAGGUCGAUUAACCAGUGACAUACAAGAUUUUAAAAGUGCUUUUAAAACAUGUAUAUCUCAAGGAUUAAGAAGCACAGCUCAAAUUGCUGGGUGUGUAGUUUCUGUAAUAAUAAUUUCAUCAGAAUUGACUGCACUUAUGGUGAUGUCUAUGUCCACUAUAAUCUUUAUCGGAUCAUUGUUUGGGAGAACUUUAAGGAAAUUAUCGGCACAGGCGCAAAGUCAAACUUCUAAAUCUACAGCUGUUUGUGAAGAAGCUAUUCAAAAUAUAAAGACGGUGAAAGCUUUUGCAGCAGAGGAUAAAGAAAUAGAAAUGUUCUCAAAAGAGGUUGAACAGGGUGCUUUAUUGUAUGAAAAAUUAGGUUUUGGAAUUGGUUUAUUUCAAGGGGGGACAAAUUUAUUUCUUAAUGGUAUUCUACUUUGUACAUUAUAUUUCGGUGGACAUUUAAUGUCUGUUGGACAACUCUCUCCAGGAGAUUUAAUGGCAUUCUUAAUGGCUACUCAGACUAUACAGAGGUCUCUGUCACAAUUGUCGUUAUUAUUUGGAACCUAUGUCAGAGGUAUCAGCGCUGGCGCAAGAGUGUUGGAGUAUCUGGACAUGCCACCUUCACCAAUGAUGGUAACUGGAGAAAUUAUUACAGACCAUUCCCUUGCUGGAAAUAUAGCUUUCAAAGAUGUGAAAUUUUGCUACCCUACUAGACCAGACCACAUUAUUUUAAGUAACUUUAAUUUACACAUUCCUGCUGGGAAAACUGUAGCUAUCGUUGGUUCUAGCGGUAAUGGCAAAUCAACUGUCGCCGCGUUAUUAGAAAGACUUUACGAUGUUGACGAAGGAUCAAUUACAAUUGACGGUAAAGAUCUAAGGACACUUAAUGCUGGAUACUUGCGAGGUACCGUUUUAGGAUAUAUAGAUCAGGAGCCUGUCUUAUUUGCUACAAGUGUUAUGGAAAAUAUACGAUAUGGGAAACAUGAUGCUACAGACGAAGAUGUCAUCGAAGCUGCAAAGGAAGCAAAUGCCCAUGAGUUCAUCAUGAAGUUCCCAAAUAAAUAUGAAACCCAUGUGGGUGAAAGAGGGGCGCAACUCUCUGGGGGACAAAAGCAACGAAUUGCUAUUGCUAGAGCUUUACUUAAACGACCAUCUAUAUUAAUUCUGGAUGAAGCUACGAGUGCAUUAGAUUAUAAAAGUGAGAGAAUUGUUCAAAAAGCACUAGAAGAUGUUACAAAGGGAAGGACAGUUUUAGUAAUUGCUCACAGGUUGAGUACAGUGAAGGCUGCUGAUAUUAUUGUUGUGUUACAAAAAGGCGUUAUUGCGGAGAUGGGUACGCAUACAGAAUUAUUAAAGAAGGGAGGUAUAUACUACAACUUAGUAAAUGAACAAGAUAAAGAAAAUAGAUAACUUUAGUGAAAUUUCGAAAUAUAAUACAGUGGCUGGAAUCAGUAUUUAAAAUAAAUAAUAUUCAUAUUAUAUGCAUAAUGCUAGUAUAUGUAUUUACGAAAGAUUUUUGAGGAUGAACAUUGGACUAUCUCAGGUACAAAUAUACACAUAUAUAAAUGAAUAAAUAGAUAUUUAUACUUUUAAAUAAA
Molecule: messenger RNA, 2503 nt
Organism: Megalopta genalis
Lineage: Eukaryota; Metazoa; Arthropoda; Insecta; Hymenoptera; Halictidae
Product: mitochondrial potassium channel ATP-binding subunit
Biological process (GO): oligopeptide export from mitochondrion
Cellular component (GO): mitochondrial inner membrane
Molecular function (GO): ATP binding; ATP hydrolysis activity; ABC-type oligopeptide transporter activity
Source: RefSeq, a predicted model, not a curated record